CUUAAAAUGCCGUGUCUGCUCGUCCCUCCCUCAUAUCGUCUGAGGCCCGGCUUGAAGGAUGGACCGAGCCCCGCUGCUGCUGCUGCUGCUGCUGUCCCUCUGGGCUCUGACUGGACGGGUGUCCCCGCAGGCUGCAGGGUUGUGUCCGGAUAGACUUCUGGGAGAGGAGAGCAGGAGGACGUGUCCUCGGCCCUGCAAGGCCGACCGGGACUGUGGCAACAGGCGCCAGUGCCUGUGUGACGGCCAGUGUGGGCUCAGCUGUGUGGCUCCAGGUCGGACUUGUCCCUGGCCUCUGCCCCCCAGUGAGGACUCAGAGGCUCGUCUCCUCUCUCCCACUCACUCCUUCUCGGCCCUGCUCGAAGUACGCUGCAAGCCAGGCUUCGCGUUGCCCAGUGGCCUGGACGCCACCAUCCGCCGUUGUCAAGGUGACCGACGAUGGAGUGGGGAGGAGCCCAUCUGCACAGGGACUCGGUCACCUGCUUCUACCCAAAGCUGCCCUCUGCCCGAGGACAUCGUCGACACCUUCAGCAUCCAGGGCGACGCUGCAGCCGGCACCUCCAUCCGCUACACCUGCCUGUCUGGGUCCGACAUUGUGGGCAGCAGGGAAAAUUUCUGCCAGGAUAAUCAGACCUGGCAGUAUCCUCACCCCAUCUGUAAAGAAGUGUACUGCCAGCCUCCUCGAGAGGUGCAGCAGGGCUACGUGGUGGCUGUUCAGAAGACUGAAUACGAAGUGGGCUUCGACAUCCACUACCUGUGCAAAAAGAACUUCCUGCUGGAUGGACCCCAGAAGGUCACCUGCCUGUCAAACGGGAGCUGGAGUGCGUCCCCGCCACACUGCAGAGCGCGCUGCCUCAUCCCCGCUCAGCGAAGCCGCGUGGUGAUCGGCGGAGUGAAGCGCUGGCCGUUUGACGUCACGGACACCUUGGUUCCUCAUGGUGAACAUGUGACGUUCUUCUGCAAGCACCCGAGGAAGCAGUGCAGCUUCUCUGCGACACAGACGUGCUUCGACGGGAGGCUCCAGACGCCGGCCUGCUACCUCGAGCCCACAUGGUUGCAGUUUAAACUCUUCCCCCCACCGGCUGGUGUCAGAGAUCGAAGCGUGUGGGCCCGAUGAUGUCGAGUGAAGACCCCCCCCAUGCGUUCAACACAACGGGACACCGCGGUCCCAACGUUGAACGUCGUCUCCUGACACUCAGCAUCCUGCACCCGCGCUGCGAUUGUGAUUCGUGGCUUCAUGGUUUCGUACAGUGACCUUUGGCCUUCUCCACCGCCCGCUGUCAAACAAAUCGUAACCUGCAAACCCACCCCGAGCGUUACCCUGUGCCCCCCCACCCACCCCCCUCUGCGGCUUCAGCCAGGACGCAUCCAUGCGAGGACGCGCAUGUAACACGUUUACACUUGUCCACGCGGCUUUAUCAAUAACGACUCGACUCUGUGAUAUUUCACUGUGUGACCUUUUUAUUCCUCCUGUGGACGCAUCAAGUCUCGAGGCUUGUAAGAUGUUUAACGAUGAAAAAAUAAAGUGAGGUCAAACUGG
Gasterosteus aculeatus aculeatus (three-spined stickleback) is the source of this 1537-nucleotide messenger RNA. It is a transcript of the gene ntd5, whose product is annotated as ntl-dependent gene 5. The record is from RefSeq and is a predicted model, not a curated record. NCBI's taxonomy places the organism in Eukaryota, Metazoa, Chordata, Actinopteri, Perciformes, Gasterosteidae. Gene Ontology annotation, cellular component: extracellular region. Gene Ontology annotation, molecular function: peptidase inhibitor activity.